Messenger RNA from Nematolebias whitei (Rio pearlfish), 2246 nucleotides. It is a transcript of the gene sqor, whose product is annotated as sulfide quinone oxidoreductase. Gene Ontology annotation, molecular function: sulfide:quinone oxidoreductase activity; FAD binding. Bases 165 to 1481 code for a protein of 438 amino acids. The record is from RefSeq and is a predicted model, not a curated record. The transcript has 10 exons. Gene Ontology annotation, cellular component: mitochondrion. NCBI's taxonomy places the organism in Eukaryota, Metazoa, Chordata, Actinopteri, Cyprinodontiformes, Rivulidae.
AGACGUAACGCUGGGACGCAGAGCUUCUGUGCUCACUGAUAAGGGAACAGGCAGAGUUAAAGUCGGAAUUAAACGGAUUUAAAUUCCCCUUCAAGGAGCUUGUUGUCAGAAUUGUCGGUUAAUAGGCGUUUUCUCAUCCCGGCUGUUUCAGGUUCAGAGUCCAGAUGGCUUCACUGCAACGUCUGAGGCUGCGCCACCCUGCAGAUAUCAUCGUCUCCCAUCUUCACACCAGCAGCCGCGCCUCAGCCAAGCAGCAUUACAAGAUGCUGGUCCUUGGUGGAGGAAGUGGAGGUAUCACCAUGAGCGCACGGAUGAAGAGGCUGGUUGGAGCUGAGAAUGUGGCUGUUGUGGAGCCGUCGGAGGUGCACUACUAUCAGCCAAUUUGGACCCUGGUUGGUGCCGGCGCUAAAUCCGUGACCACUUCAGCUCGUCCCACCGCCAGCGUUAUGCCGUCGGGUGUGAAAUGGGUCAAAUCAAAGGUUCAGGAAAUAAACCCAGACAAAAACACUGUCCUUACCGACGAUGGAACGGAGAUCUCUUAUGAAUAUUUGAUUGUGGCACUUGGUUUACAACUUCAUUAUGAGAGAAUUAAAGGGCUGCCUGAGGCUUUUGAGCAUCCAAAGAUCGGAUCGAACUACUCUGUCCAAACUGUGGAGAAAACCUGGAAGGCUCUGCAAAACUUCAAAGAGGGCAACGCUGUGUUCACAUUCCCAAAUACUCCUGUGAAAUGUGCUGGAGCGCCACAAAAGAUCAUGUACUUAUCAGAUGCUUAUCUCAGAAAGACCGGGAAAAGAGCAAAGGCCAAUGUGAUAUACAACACAUCACUACCUGUGCUGUUUGGGAUCAAGAAAUAUGCUGAUGCUCUGUGGGACAUUGUGAAAGCUCGUGAUCUACAAGUGAACCUUCGCCAGAACCUGAUCGAGGUGCGGCCAGACAAGCAAGAGGCCGUGUUUGAGAACCUUGACAAACCAGGCGAGACCAAAGUGAUUGAGUAUGAGAUGCUCCAUGUUACACCACCGAUGGGGCCCAGUUUGGUGAUUAAAGGAGGUCCGCUGGCCGACGACAUCGGCUGGUUGGACCUCAACAAAGACACCCUUCAGCAUAACAGAUAUCCAAAUGUGUUUGGGAUUGGAGACUGCACGAGCCUUCCCACGGCCAAAACCGGCGCCGCCGUCGCUGCACAGUCGGCAGUCCUGCACAGAACGAUCAGCAAGAUACUGAAAAACCAGAAGCCUGAUAAGAAGUACGACGGGUACACCUCCUGUCCGCUGGUCACGAGCUACAACACGGUCAUCCUGGCAGAAUUUGACUACAACGGACAACCGCUGGAAACUUUCCCCAUCAACCAGGCCAAAGAGAGAAGAUUAAUGUACUACAUGAAGGCUGACGUGAUGCCCCAGCUCUACUGGCACGGGCUUCUCCGGGGCCUGUGGGGCGGUCCGGGGCCGUACAGGAAGAUCUUUCACCUUGGGAUGAAGUAAAACCGUCCCGUCAGCUUGUACGUCGAGAUUUUCCUGAAACUACUGGAUGGACCUCGUCCAUGUGAUGGCUGAAAGAACGGACGCUCACAUGUGAUUCUGUGAUCUUUGUCAUAAUACAGGGUAAAAGAGACAAAAAUAUCUGUCUAAAACAGGUGUGUGAAAGAUGCUGAAAUAAAAAUAAUGAGUAGUCUCUACGUGCUAACAGGUGAAUCUUCUGGAUUGUUUUCUUUUAUUUUGGACGGCUCAUUAAAUGGGAAGUAACAAGUGGUUUGUUUUCACUAACAGGUUAAAAUGAAGCUGGAAAUAUGCAUGAAACUCGUUUAGUUUCUCAUUACUGGGUACAAAAUGCACAUUUUUAUGGUUCAGAUGUGAACUGACACUUUAGUUCAUAACCGCCAUGCAUUGAAUUUGUAAAUUAUUGAGGAUUUGCACAUUUUUUUCUUUGUGUUGCAAAAUCACGCCAGUUGUUGCUACAAGAUACUGUCAGGAUCCCCAACUCCAUCUUUUAAUGUUUAAUGUAUCAAAGAAGUGUGAAUGUCCAAAGGAUUUAACUUUGUUUGUGCAGUCGGCAAUUGUGAGUCUAUUUUUAUCUGACAGUGAUUCGUGCAACUAAAUAUUCUGUAAGAGUUGAUUUUUGGAGUUUCUUAACCACGAACAUGCAAAAACUACCACAAGUGCUUUAUUUUACAUUCAUGCAUCAGUGUCCAUCAUGUUUUCUACACCGAUUAAUUUUUUCUUCAGACACAACUGUUGUUAUAACAUCUC